Molecule: messenger RNA, 3147 nt
Organism: Paecilomyces variotii
Lineage: Eukaryota; Fungi; Ascomycota; Eurotiomycetes; Eurotiales; Thermoascaceae
Product: snoRNA binding protein
Exons: 5
Coding region: 1-3147 (1048 amino acids)
Biological process (GO): rRNA processing
Cellular component (GO): Pwp2p-containing subcomplex of 90S preribosome; small-subunit processome
Molecular function (GO): protein binding
Source: RefSeq, a predicted model, not a curated record
AUGCCGUCCAUCGAUGGUGAGCGGUACGAUGGACCUUCUGCGAAAAGACAAAAGAGAAUUCUGGAUGAAGACGCACAGAAAAAGAUCCGGCGGCCAGGUUCUGAGAUCUUCUCUCCUUUCAGAACUCUAGGAUUGGUAUCACCGACAGAUGUCCCAUUCACUGCUGUCCGGUUGGGAAAGUCGACAUUCCAGAUUACGACUUCGGUGGGACGCUCGUUGCAGACCUACGAUCUACGCCGUGGACUCAAUCUUGUCUUCCUCACUCGUCCUCAGACACCGGACAUAAUCACGGCGACGUAUGCCUGGAAAGACGCGGUUUUUGCAGCAUGGGGAGGCCUGCGACCUGGAUCGCCUGCCGGAGUCUGGAUAUUCAAACGAGGUAAAAAGGUAGCGGAGUUGCAAAGCCCCCCCGGGCCUGUUGAGCCCGUUGAGCAGAUCCUCGUUUUUGGUUCCUGGAUUGUCGGACGGUGUGGCAGAAGUAUCCAUGUCUGGAAGUCGGUAUCCUAUGAGCAUUACACCACCUUGACUCCGGCCGAAUCCAGAGGGCUCUCUGAAAAGCAGGUCUUCACUGGAAAGAUGUGCACUAUGCCUACAUAUCUCAACAAGAUUUUCGUGGGCAAGUUCGACGGUAGCGUGGAUAUCUACAACGUGAGCAGCGGAAAAUUGCUCUAUUCUAUCCUUCCGACGGCACCCAACACAGGACCGGUUACCACGCUGGAGCCGACGCCAGCCCUCUCAUUGAUCGCUAUUGCUUAUAAGAACGGCUUUCUAUCAAUUCAUAAUGUGGAGACGGAUCAAAGCGUACUAUCAUUGCGAUCAAGUUCUACAAAAGCUGCCGCAGUGACAUCAAUCGCUUUCCGAACCGAUGGCUUGGGUGCAGGUGAGGAUGGCAGAAAGUCUGGGGUCAUGGCAACGGCUGCAGCGGAUAGUGGCGAUAUUACCAUGUGGGAUCUGAAUUUCGGGGGUCGGAUAACUGGUAUCCUCCGCGGGGCUCACGAAACGUCGUCCCAUGAUAAGGAGUCUGGAAUCAGUGGAAUCGCGUUCCUUGAUGGCCAGCCUAUCAUGGUAUCUUCAGGAAAAGAUAACGCUUUGCGGACUUGGAUAUUUGAGGAGACGCCAUUCUCACCGAUUCCACGAUUGCUCCAUUCAAGAAGCGGCCAUUCCGCAGCGGUCACUGCCCUCAGUUUCUUGCCCGCCCCAUCUGAUGGGUCAGAGUCAGUCGGAAAGUGGCUAUUAAGUGCAAGCAAAGAUCAUAGUUUAUGGGGAUUCAGUCUGCGAAAGGAUGGGCAAAAUACUGAACUCUCUCAAGGAAACGUCAAGAGUACCGCAAAAAAACUUGCUGGUACCCGUGGCCGGUCCGGAGAAUCUGUAAAAUCAGAAGACCUCAAAGCUCCAGAGAUCACUUGCAUGGCAUGCUCUUUGAACCGUGAUGGUGGGAUGGCAGUUGCGGCUUCCGGUCCUGUUUGGUCAAAUACGCGAGGCACCGAGGCGGAAGCUUCCAGUGUUCUUGGAUGGGAGAGCAUUGUGACCGGCCAUAAAGGGGAUAAGUAUGCUCGUACAUGGUUCUGGGGGAAGAAAAAGGCCGGUCGGUGGGCCUUCGAAACUGGUGAUGGAACAGAAGUCAAGAGUGUGGCUAUUUCACCAUGUGGGACCUUUGCUCUUGUUGGUUCGGCGGGCGGUAGCAUCGACAUGUUCAACUUGCAGUCGGGCAUGCAUCGUCAGAGCUUCCCUGCUCGCAUUUCGAAUCCGAGGAAGCUUGGAACUACGACCUCGAAUUCCUUGAAGAAGUUCGCAGCAGGCGAAGGCAAACACACCAAGGAAGUGACAGGCAUCAUGGUAGACUCCCUUAACCGAACAGUGGUGAGCUGCGGUCUCGACGGCAAAGUAAAGUUCUGGGACCUCCUUUCGGGGCGCUUGAUCAACGAGUUGGAUUGGCAUCCUAUGACAGCUAUUGUUGGUUUAAGAUAUAGCAACGCAAGCGACUUGGUAGCCUUCAGCUGUGAUGACCUCUCAAUUCGUGUUGUGGACAUCGAGACCAUGAAAGUUGUUCGUGAGUUCUGGGGAUGCAUCGGUCAGAUCAAUGACUUUUGCUUCUCCAACGAUGGCCGAUGGAUCGUUGCGGCUUCGAUGGAUUCGAUCAUCAGGAUAUGGGAUUUGCCCACCGGCCAUUUAAUUGAUGCCUUCCGGGUGGCUAGCACAUGCACAUCGUUGUCUUUCUCAAGCACGGGUGAAUUCUUGGCUACCGCUCAUGCAGACGGUGUAGGCAUCAACCUCUGGAGCAAUCGAAGCCUAUUUGCGCAUAUACCGACCAGACAUAUCGACGAGGAUGAUAUUGCCGAGAUUGCAGCUCCUACAGCAUCUGGUGAGAAUGGUGCGGGUACGAUCGAGGCUGCCUUCGACGACAAUAAUGGCGACGAGGAGCGAGAAGGGCCGGUCCUAUCCUUUGAGCAGUUAAGUCAAGAAAUGAUGACACUUAGUGUUGUCCCCAGGAGUAGAUGGCAGACUCUGUUGCAUUUGGAUGUUAUCAAGGAGCGCAAUAAGCCGAAAGAGGCUCCCAAGGCACCGGAAAAGGCACCCUUUUUCCUUCCGUCUCUCCUUGGGAAAGACGACACGAACGCAGCAGUUGAAGGUGCUGAAAAUGGCAAGGCUGGUAAACCCUCUUCGAACGAUGCCGCAACCGAGCGCUCGAGGAUCGCUAGGAUUCAAAGCGAGCAAGGGGUCGGCCUUGGUGGACCUCGCUUUAACGCACUUCUGCGUUCUGGCUCGGAAUCAGGAAAUUUCGAACCCUUUGUCGAGUUUCUGAAGGCUUUACCGCCAGCAAAGGCAGACUUGGAGAUCCGAUCGCUUGAUCCGCGUAUCCGCAGUGGCCGAUGCGAGCUGGUAGACUUUGUUACAGCAUUAACAGGGCGAUUGCGGAUGAAGAGAGAUUUUGAACUUGUCAAUGCCUGGAUGGCCGUCUUUCUGAAGGUACAUGCUGAUAUUCUUGGGGACUGGUCAGCAUCGACAGACGAUGAGCAUCAGGUAGCUGAGAUGCUGCGAGAGGCUCUGGCGGUUUGGAAAUCAGAGGAGCAGCGGGAAGCAAAGAGGUUGGCGGCGUUGAUGAGCUACUGCAGGGGAGUGGUCGGAUUCCUGCGAUCUGCACGAUAG